This is a messenger RNA of Dipodomys spectabilis (banner-tailed kangaroo rat), 7234 nucleotides long. RefSeq names its product GON-4-like protein. Gene Ontology annotation, molecular function: transcription coregulator activity. Gene Ontology annotation, cellular component: nucleus. Gene Ontology annotation, biological process: regulation of DNA-templated transcription. Bases 102 to 6881 code for a protein of 2259 amino acids. The transcript is spliced from 32 exons. The record is from RefSeq and is a predicted model, not a curated record. NCBI's taxonomy places the organism in Eukaryota, Metazoa, Chordata, Mammalia, Rodentia, Heteromyidae.
CGACAGUCUCUGCCGUUGCCUGACUUCCGGUGGUGCCGAAGCUGAGUUUCCGCGGGAUCCGGCCGGCCUGUGAUGAAUGGCUCAAAAGUGGGACUUUUAAAAUGUUGCCCUGUAAGAAGAGAAGAACUACAAUGACAGAGUCUCUACAGCAUGAAAGCAAUCAGGAAGAAGAUGACUUAGACCUUGAGUCAACUGUUAAACCAGAAUCCGACCAGGUUAGAGACUUGGGGUCAUUGUCCUGGGGUUCAAGUCAUGACAGUGCAGUUGGCUUUGAAGUUCAAUCUGUGCAAGAUGCAGGAGAUCAGCUUGGUGUGGAGGAUCCAUCUUUGACCCCUAGGAUGAUGCUUACCCAGCACACAACUUUACCAGUCUUGGAUUCUGUUGAUGCAGCUGUCUCUCAAGGAAUCAGCCUAUCUUCCAUGGACUCUUCAAAUCCUCUUAAUGUACAAAUUAGUAAAGGAAAACAACAGGCUACUGCUUCAAGAAGAGGGAAGAAAAUUGCCCUCAGGCCUGGACCAGUUACCCAAGAAGAUAGAGCUGAUCAAUCUAUCAUAAAGGAGCCUUUUCCAGAAGAGCCUAGUGAAGAAGUUAAGGAAGAAAGAGGGAAACCUCAAAUGCAUUCUGGAGGGGAGGAGAUACCUUUACUGCCGUCAGGCAGCCAGUCUGCAGACCCAGGAGCCCAGCCUAGGAAAUCAUCCCAGCCAGAUGUUUGUGCUUCUCCUCAAGAAGAGCCACUCAGGAGUCUGGCUCACCAAGCUGAGGAAGAGAGAGAGGAUGGUGGACUCUUUAUUCCAAUGGAAGAGCAAGACAGCAAAGAAAGUGAGAAAAGAAGAAGAAUGAAAAAGGGUACCAAGAGGAAACGAGAUGGAAGGAGUCAAGAACAAGGGACCAUGGCAUAUGACCUGAAACUGGAUGACAUGCUUGACCGGACCUUAGAAGAUGGUGCCAAGCAGCACAACCUGACAGCAGUCAAUGUGCGAAACAUCCUGCAUGAAGUAAUCACAAAUGAGCAUGUGGUAGCGAUGAUGAAAGCAGCCAUCAGUGAGACAGAAGACAUGCCAAUGUUUGAGCCUAAAAUGACACGCUCUAAACUGAAGGAAGUGGUGGAGAAAGGAGUGGUUAUUCCAACCUGGAAUAUUUCACCAAUUAAGAAGGCCAAUGAAAUUAAGCCUCCGCAGUUUGUGGACAUCCACCUUGAAGAAGAUGAUUCUUCAGAUGAAGAGUACCAGCCAGAUGAAGAAGAUGAAGAUGAGACUGCUGAAGAGAGCUUAUUGGAAAGUGAUGUUGAAAGCACCGCUUCAUCUCCUCGUGGUGCAAAAAAAUCUAAAUUGAAACAGUCUUCUGAGAUGACUGAAACAGAUGAGGAGAGUGGCCUGUCAUCAGAGGCUGAGAAAAUCACCACACCUGCCAUCAGGCACAUUAGUGCUGAGGUUGUGCCCAUGGGACCCCCACCCCCUCCAAAGCCCAAACAGACCAAGGAUAGUACUUUCAUGGAGAAGUUACAUGCAGUAGAUGAGGAACUGGCUUCCAGUCCUGUCUGCAUGGAUUCUUUUCAGUCCAUGGAUGACAGUCUCAUUGCAUUCCGAACUCGGUCUAAGAUGCCCCUGAAAGAUGUUCCCCUUGGCCAACUCGAGGCAGAGCUUCAAGCUCCAGACAUUACACCAGAUAUGUAUGACCCCAAUACAGCUGAUGAUGAAGACUGGAAGAUGUGGCUGGGGGGACUCAUAAAUGAUGAUGUAGAGAAUGAAGAUGAAGCAGAUGAUGAUGAUGAUCCAGAAUAUAAUUUCCUGGAAGAUCUUGAUGAACCAGAUACAGAGGACUUCCGUACUGAUCGAGCAGUGAGAAUCACCAAAAAGGAAGUGAAUGGGCUAAUGGAAGAGCUAUUUGAAACUUUCCAAGAUGAGAUGGGAUUCUCCAAUAAGGAAGAAGAUGGCCCAGAAGAGGAGGAACGUGUGACUGAAACUCGGCCUAACUUUAAUACCCCACAAGCCUUACGGUUUGAGGAACCACUUUCGAACUUGCUAAAUGAACAACAUCGGACUGUGAAGGAGCUACUUGAACAACUAAAGAUGAAGAAAUCUUCAGCAAAACAACAUCCAGAGGCAGAGAGGCUUAAGCCUCAGAGUGAGAAAGUUCACCAAACUCUGACUCUAGAUCCAGCACAGAGGAAGAGACUCCAGCAGCAAAUGCAACAGCAUGUUCAGCUAUUGACACAAAUUCACCUUCUCGCCAUCUCCAACCCCAACCUGAGUUCAGAGGCCAGUACCACCAGAAUGUUUCUUAAAGAACUGGGAACCUUUGCUGAAAACUCCAUCACUCUUCAGCAACAGUUCAACCCCAAGUUUCAGACCUUGUUCCAACCCUGUAACUUGAUGGGAGCUAUGCAGCUCAUUGAAGACUUCAACACACAUGUUCAUAUUGACUGGAGUCCUCGUAAAACUGUCAAGAAGACUGCUGGUGAAUUUCCCUGUUUGCCAAAGCAAGUGGCUUGGAUACUGGCCACAAGCAAGGUUUUCAUGUAUCCUGAGCUACUUCCAAUAUGUUCCCUGAAGGCAAGUAAUCCUCAGGAUAAGAUCAUCUUCACCAAAGCUGAGGACAAUUUGUUAGCUUUAGGAUUGAAACAUUUUGAAGGGACUGAGUUUCCAAAGCCUUUAAUCAGCAAGUACCUUGUAACCUGCAAGACUGCCCACCAACUCACGGUGAGAAUUAAGAACCUGAACUUGAACCGAGCUCCUAACAACAUCAUUAAAUUUUAUAAGAAGACUAAACAGCUGCCAAUCCUGGUAAGGUGUUGUGAAGAGAUCCAGCCACAUCAGUGGAAGCCACCUGUAGAGAGAGAAGAACACCGACUCCCUUUCUGGUUAAAGGCCAGUCUACCAUCGAUCCAGGAAGAAAUGAAGAACAUAACUAAUGGUGCUACAGAGGAAGGAAAUGUAACUAGAACCACUGAGGUCAAUGAAAAGAAAGACCAAGAAAAAGCCAGACCAGAGUUGGGGAAUGAAACUCGAUACCCACUGCUGUUACCCAAGGAUGUAGUACUGAAACUGAAGCCUGUUUCCAAGCGUUUCUCCAGGAAGGCUUGGAGACAGAAGCGUUCAUCAGUCCUGAAACCCCUCCUUAUUCAACCUAGCCCCUCUGUCCUGCCUAGUUUCAACCCGGGGAAAAUAGCAGCAUGGCCAACUCAAUCUGAAGUCCCUCCAAGCAAAAUGGUGGUCCAGAUUCCUCAUCUGAUCCAGCCAGCUACUGUUUUACAGACAGUUCCAGGUUUCCCUUCCUUGGGUGAUCCCCAGGGAAAGGACAAUUUUGAGUCUACUACAGCACUGCCUGCUGUGCCUGCUGAGGCUAGGACCAGCAUCCCUUUUCCUGAGUCUCACACCCUACUCCCCUCUGCACCUGUGCCCAAGAUGAUGCUGCCUUCUCUAGCCCCAUCUAAAUUUCGAAAACCAUGUGUAAGGCGGAAACCCUCAAGAAGGAAAGGGGCAAAGGCUUCUCCCUGUGUGAAACCUGCCCCACUCAUGCACCCCACUCCUGUUAUCUUCACUGUCCCUGCUGCCACUGUGAAGGUUGUGAGUCUUGGCAGUGGCUGUAACAUGAUCCAGCCUGUCAAUGCAGCUGUGGCCCCCAACCCCCAGACCAUUCCCAUUACCACUCUCCUGGUCAACCCUGCUCCUUUUCCCUGUCCAUUAAACCAACCCCUUGUUGCUUCCUCCAUCUCACCCUUAAUUGUUUCUGGAAAUUCUGUGAAUCUCCCAAUACCAUCUACCCUCAAAGAUAAGACCCAGGUGAACUCAGACAUUGCUUGUCCUUUGGUUGAAGGAAAGAAUGCCUCUCAAAGCCUUGAGCCCAAAUUAGAACCCCAGGAACUAACUCCUCUGUGUGCCACUGUCUUCCCCAAAGAGGAACACAGCCCAGGGCCUCCCCCAGCAGAUAGAGAAUGCCAGGAAGGGUUGUCAGAGAGACCUGCCUGUGGAGUGACAGUUGUGAAAUCUGAAAUUCAGGAAGGGUUGUCAGAGAAGAGUGCCUGUGGUUGGGCUAUAGUGAAAACAGAGGAGGGGAGGCAGACUCUGGAGACAUUGCCUCAAGGCUUCCAGGAAUCCCUAUGUUCCUCCCACGGGGAUUUAGAGGAAAUAGUCAAGCUAGAACCUGAGGACCCUGUGGAGGAGAUCUCCAGUGGCUUCCCUGAACAGGAAAUUUGUGAUGAAAUAAAAAAUGAACACUCUAUUGAAUUGAGCACUGAUUCCCUAAGGGAGGAGCUGAGCAGUGCUAGAGAUGUAAAGAAGCAGAUGAUCCUGCAGAAGGAAGAGUGCAGCCAGGCAGCUUCAUCCCCUUCAGCUUCUCAAGAGCCUCCUGAUGAAAAUCCAGGGGGAGAUGUGAGCAAAAGGACACCUAAGAAUGUUCCAUCAUCCAUAGACCCGGAAAUAGUGCUUAAUAGUCCCCCAAGGAAGUCUGAAGAUACAUCCAGUGUUGAUGGUCAGUCAUUGGGGAUCCCAGUGGUGCCAGAAACUGGAGGAGAGAAGGAUGGGCCAGAGGAAGAGGAAGAGGAGGACUUUGAUGACCUUACCCAAGAUGAGGAAGAUGAAAUGUCAUCAGCUUCUGAGGAGUCUGUGCUUUCUGUUCCUGAACUCCAGGAAACAAUGGAGAAACUAACUUGGCUGGCAUCUGAAAGGCGCAUGAGUCAGGAAGGUGAGUCUGAGGAGGAGAACUCCCAAGAGGAGAAUUCUGAGCCAGAAGAAGAGGAGGAAGAGGAAGUAGAAGGAAUGGAAAACCAUCAGAAAGAGGAUGAAAUGACUGAUGAAGCAGUAGGUGAUGCUGUGGAGAAGCCCCCUUCUACCUUAGCCUCACCCAAGACUACUCCAGAAGUAGAGACCAGCAGAACCCCACCAGGCGGGAGCAUCAAAGCUGCUGGAAAGGGCCGCAACAGUCAUCGAGUUCGCAGUAAGCGGGGAAGUCGUGCUCGGGCCAGCAAAGACACCUCCAAGCUGCUGUUGCUCUAUGAUGAAGACAUUCUGGAGCGGGAUCCUCUCAGGGAGCAGAAGGACUUGGCCUUUGCCCAGGCUUAUCUGACCAGGGUACGAGAAGCCCUACAGCAUAUUCCUGGCAAAUACGAAGACUUCCUUCAGGUCAUCUAUGAAUUUGAGUCAAACACUCAGAGGCAGACUGCUGUGGAUCUCUACAAAAGCUUGCAAAUUCUGCUCCAAGAGUGGCCUCAGCUUUUGAAGGAUUUUGCUGCUUUCUUGUUACCUGAGCAAGCUCUGGCCUGUGGAUUAUUUGAGGAGCAGCAGGCUUUUGAGAAGAGUCGCAAAUUCCUUCGUCAGCUGGAGAUUUGCUUCGCAGAGAACCCUUCACACCACCAGAAGAUCAUCAAGGUCCUCCAAGGCUGUGCAGACUGCCUUCCUCAGGAGAUCACAGAGCUCAAGACACAGAUGUGGCAGCUCCUCAAGGGUCAUGACCACCUACAAGAUGAGUUUUCUAUCUUCUUUGACCAUCUUCGUCCAGCAGCUAGCAGGAUGGGUGACUUUGAAGAAAUCAACUGGACUGAAGAGAAAGAGUAUGAGUUUGAUGGCUUUGAAGAAGUGGCACUGCCUGAUGUGGAAGAGGAAGAAGAACCUCCCAAAAUACCUUCCACUUCAAAGAACAAGAGGAGAAAAGAGAUUGGGAUCCAGAAUCAUGAUAAGGAGACUGAUUGGCCAGAUGGGACCAAGGACUGUUCCUGUGCUUGCCACGAAGGAGGUCCCGACUCCAAGCUGAAGAAGAGCAAGAGGAGAAAUUGUAGUCACUGUAGUAACAAGGUGUGUGAGAAUAAAUCCUACAAGAACAAGGAGCCCCAUGAGUUGGUGGGCAGCAGCCCCCAUGGAGCAGCUAGUCCUAUGUCUGGUGUUAAGGAAGCAGGCCAGGGCAAGGAUGUGGUGGAAGAGGAAGUCCCAGAGGAACGGGAGAGCAUUGAGUCAACUCAGAGCAGGACGAGCAGGACCAUCAGAAAGGGAGAGGUGCCCAUUCCACCAGGGUCAACAGUGGGGAACACUUUGCUGCCUCUUCAAGAAGAGACUCUUACAGAACAGCUCCUUGCGGGCCCUGCACCUCCCUUACCAGACACUCUCCAACUUUGUUCCCAAACUGGAGCUGUAUCCUCCACUGUCAGAAACCAGGCUGGGGCUGAGGCUCUUUCCUGCCCCAGUGUAUCUCUCUCACCUCAGAAAGAGGAGGGCCAGCAGGCAGCAGCUGACUCAGAAGUCCCCAUGCUGGUCUCAGGUGCACCUGAAACUGAGAAAUUGCCCUGCACUAAUGAGGGCCCUGCUUCCUUCUUCAGUCCUGAUUCUUCAAGGACCCGAGAAGUACAAAAAAUACACGUGUCUGGGAAACCAGGUAAUCAUGAGAACUGGCUGCCUUCAAGCAGAGUUGGGACAAAGACAGCAGACAAGAUGUCUUCUGACCAUGAAUCUUCUUCAGGAGUUGAUAUCUCAGAGACUUCCCCCAAAGCCUUCAGAGGGGAUUUAGUUAAAGAUUCUGGAAUACAAGGCAAGGGCCCAGAGCAGCAAGGAGAACUGCCACUGAAGGCCACAGAAGCUACAGUGUGUGCUAAUAACAGCAAAGUUAGCUCCACCGGGGAGAAAGUUGUCCUGUGGACAAGGGAAGCUGACCGAGUGAUUCUCACCGUGUGCCAGGAGCAAGGAGCACAGCCACACACCUUCAGCAUCAUCUCUCAGCAGCUGGGAAAUAAGACUCCUGCUGAGGUUUCUCACCGCUUUCGAGAACUCAUGCAGCUCUUCCACACGGCCUGUGAGGCCAGCUCUGAGGAUGAAGAUGAUGCAACCAGUACCAGCAAUGCAGACCAGCUGUCAGACCAUGGGGACUUGCUGUCUGAGGAGGAGCCAGAUGAUUGAGGCUCCCGGAAGGUGUGGUGUCAUUUGCAUAGGACCAACAUGCCAGGCACCGUGUGCUCUGGGAGAGAGUGGCUGUACUUCACUUGUGCAGUCCUUGAGUUCUGCAUACAGAGCUGAAGAGCAGAGCUGGGCCCAAGGAUAAAGUGAGGCUAGAUCUAGGCCCCAGAGCUCUUUCGCCUAUGCCUCACUCAGGGUCUUUGAAGAAGACCUUCAAAAUCCACUCUAUAAAUAGCAUUCAGGGAGCGAGGCCUGGAUCCUUUCUCUCCUUUUGUUUUUGGGUCUAAUGGUACAUAUUUAUUGUUUUGUGAUCAACUCACAAUGUUUCUAAAUGUAAUAAAUUUCUAAUGUCUGUA